Aspergillus versicolor CBS 583.65 is the source of this 2355-nucleotide messenger RNA. RefSeq lists its product as uncharacterized. NCBI's taxonomy places the organism in Eukaryota, Fungi, Ascomycota, Eurotiomycetes, Eurotiales, Aspergillaceae. Gene Ontology annotation, cellular component: nucleus. Bases 1 to 2355 code for a protein of 784 amino acids. Gene Ontology annotation, molecular function: DNA binding; zinc ion binding; DNA-binding transcription factor activity, RNA polymerase II-specific. Gene Ontology annotation, biological process: DNA-templated transcription. The record is from RefSeq and is a predicted model, not a curated record. The transcript has 5 exons.
AUGGAAGACCAGGCCAAUUACCAGGAUGAAGGACGGCCGUACCGGUCUCACCUUCAUCCAGCUUGUUUCUCAUGCAGAAAACGCAAGUCGCGCUGCAAGACAAAAAGCCCCGCGGAGGUCUGCGUGAUGUGCCAGGCCUACGGUACAGAGUGCAUUUUCCCGCGUCCCGAUGACCCUCGACCGCAGAGAUCAAGUUGGCCGCGGAAGCAAACAUCAAAUUCACGAUCUUCCAGAUUCACGCGAGGCAAAAAUGAUGCCUUGAAUAGGCCGCGCAGUAACCCUCAGAUCCAGUUGCAAGGUGCACGAGUUGCGCAGCGGCCUAUAGGCCCCCAGAUACCUGCAACGAGCCCUGCAGAACCGCCUUCAGGUACAGCUAAAAGUCCCUAUGUAUCAGAUGGUAGCACGGAAGGCUUUCCUCACCUCAUGGGAAUUGCUGCCGAAGCAGACGGUGAUAGCUCCCACAUAGUUAGCCCGGCGGUCGCGGAUGAUAACGACAUCCUGGAGAGCUAUCUUUCCGCUACGCCCUCUGCUCAAACAAGAUAUGUGGUUCGUACAAACUCAAAGUCAGAUCGGCAUUUGGGACCCGUGCGGUUCAAUGUUGUGCCCAGACGGCCAUUGGGUAUUGUCGCAAAUCAGUCUUUUGCUGCCUCGAAAUGCGAGCUCAUUGAAAAGUACAUGGAACCCGAUAUCGACGAGUACUUAAACCUGUGUGUAUAUCUUUUCUUUCGCAAAGCCAAUCCGUGUUUUCCUCUUUUUGAUGAGGCUUCCUUUCGGAGCUCAUAUUCCUCUCACAAAGGGAAAGUCUCGCCUACUCUUCUUUGUAAUUUGUACGCAAACUCUCUUGUAUAUUGGAAGAGCUCUGCCAAACUAUCUUCCGGUCGUAUUCCUGAUAUACGCUAUAUAUGGAAUCAAGCCAAUGAGGCCCUCCAUUCGGAGCUAUUUCUAUCCCCUGGGAUCUCAUCAAUAAUGGCUAUACUCCUAAACGUUUGUGGCAGACCCAGUACCUCCAUGUUUGGCAAUGGUGGUAUGGUCGGUAUGGCAGUUGCGCUGUCGAAUGCAUUGGGUCUGAAUCGAGAUCCCUCUGGGUGGAACAUAUCAUGUCUGGAGAAAAGCCUCCGGAUAAGAAUAUGGUGGCUUGUGCUUAUACAUGAUCGCUGGUGUAGCCUGGCGUAUGGGACACCUUUACAGGUGCAUCGCGCACAGUACGACGUUCCCUUACCUACUGUGGAAGAUAUCUGUCCAAAUCCUGCCACAUCGCCUGACAGGGCAGCUGCAUCCGUCUUUGUUGCUCUAUCAAGCUUGACUGAUGUGCUAGGGCGCUACUUGGAGCACGUAUACAGCGUUUCAAGAGACUUUCCACAGUCCACGGAAACGUCUGAGACGGAUCUGGAGCAUAUUCUUCGAGAAUGGGAGGAAUCCCUAUGCCAUGAUGCCCGGCAUCUUGUGCUCCGUGGUGUCCAUUUAGACAUACCUGGUGCUGCAAACUUUCGAUUGGCAUAUCUGGCCGUCAAGCUGCUGCUUCGCCGCAUUCAACUAAACAUGAACAAGAGGUCGUUACAGGUCGAAGAUGAUAUGGUAUCUCCAUUUUACAUGCAGGCUCAGAGGGCAGCAGAGGAUAUCGCGUAUCUUGUGCAGGAGCUAGAUGAAUCUCAGUUCCACGGGUUUUGGAUCCCAGUUCACGCAUUUUCAUUGACGUCGGCGACAAUGUUUCUGCUUCGAAGCGGCCUGCGUAUGAGGAAUGAAAGUCGCAACACGCCCCUCAAAACCGCCCGGGAUAUGGUCAACGUUCUCCAAGCCCACCGACAAAAUUAUGAUUGGGACCUUGCCGAUAACUGCUUGGCCAAUUGCGGUGAACUAAUUGACAGGAUUAGCAUGGCAGAGAGCAACAAUUGUACUGUCGCUCCUGAAUUUCCAGGAAUUCCAGAGAGCUUAGAUAUAGAGCCAGCUGUUCUGGAGGAGUUGUUCGGUAUCCCUGGUUUCUCAGAAGGACUUGAUAUAUGCUCCCCUGCAUUUAGGAAUCAUCCGUUUCCGACGAUUGCGGUCGAGUGCCCUGAGCUCGGCCCAUCGGGUACCUACAUUGAUAAGGACCACACUUCAGAGGGCGCCGGUCUUAUACCAUCCCUAGCGUGGCCUUCUCCCACAGACGAUACUAACAGACAUGAUUCGGUUUAUCUGCCGCCUACACCAUACUUCGGUGCCGGUCCCCAUCGCUAUUUCUUUGAGCUCAUUGCGUUGAACGAUUCUAUUGAGACGGAUAACAUGAGCAUCUUGGCAAAGCCCGAAGAGAUCCAAAAAGAGAUCCUUGGAAAGGUUGCAGGUUGGGGUGAGUGGGUUGGAGUGUACAAGUACCUUUGA